Lolium rigidum is the source of this 464-nucleotide messenger RNA. RefSeq names its product respirasome Complex Assembly Factor 1-like. The record is from RefSeq and is a predicted model, not a curated record. The transcript is spliced from 3 exons. NCBI's taxonomy places the organism in Eukaryota, Viridiplantae, Streptophyta, Magnoliopsida, Poales, Poaceae. Gene Ontology annotation, biological process: mitochondrial respirasome assembly. The coding region runs from base 1 to 390 and encodes 129 amino acids.
AUGGCGAAGGCGAAGCCCUCGUCCUCGUCGUCGAAGCAGCCGCAGCAGCAGAACGGCGGCCACGCGGUGCCGUCGAAGCUCGCGCGGUACCUGGACCCGGAGGCGUCGUGGGACAAGGACCAGCUGCUGGACGCGGUGCACUGGAUCCGGCAGGCGGUGGGGCUCGCCUGCGGCCUCCUCUGGGGCUCCCUGCCCCUCGUCGGCGGCGUCUGGAUCGCCCUAUUCUUGGCUAUUUCUACCGGUAUAGUUUACUGGUACUAUGCGUACGUACUGAAGAUCGACGAGGAGGAAUUCGGAGGCCACGGCGCCCUGCUUCAGGAGGGGAUGUUUGCUUCGUUCACACUUUUCCUGCUCUCAUGGAUUCUUGUAUACAGUUUGGCUCACUUCUGAGAAGAAGCUCAUUCGUUGAACAUACCAUGGGACAACUGCCCACCAGACCGGUCAGAAGGAAUUUCGCCACAAAC